AUGGGUGGUUUUUACAUGCAGUACCUGGAGAGCCUUUGCCGUCGGCGCGGAUGGACAGACCCCUCCUACGAAUGCUACCGAGGCAACAACGGCUUCACUUGCCUUGUUCUCGUAAACGGGCGUGAGUACCAGACGGACCUGGCCUACGAGUCGGACGUCCUCGCGCAGGAGAACGCUGCCAUGCGUGCCUUUAUGGUCUGCCGGAACUUUUCCGUCAAUGGCGGCAUGCUCGCCCGCAACGGCAUCGUCCAAGGACUCCCCGCCACGUCGGACACGGGUCGUCGCCGCAAGAGCCGUCACACGUCGUCGCGUGACAGCAGCGGCAGCCAUGGCCGUCGCUCUGGGAACCACUCGAGCAGCAGCUCCACUGCUUCCUUCGACUAG
Purpureocillium lilacinum is the source of this 384-nucleotide messenger RNA. RefSeq lists its product as uncharacterized. NCBI's taxonomy places the organism in Eukaryota, Fungi, Ascomycota, Sordariomycetes, Hypocreales, Ophiocordycipitaceae. The record is from RefSeq and is a predicted model, not a curated record.